Messenger RNA from Ctenocephalides felis (cat flea), 2192 nucleotides. Its product is annotated as transmembrane protein 214-like. The transcript is spliced from 10 exons. The record is from RefSeq and is a predicted model, not a curated record. Lineage: Eukaryota; Metazoa; Arthropoda; Insecta; Siphonaptera; Pulicidae. Gene Ontology annotation, cellular component: endoplasmic reticulum; Golgi apparatus. The coding region runs from base 154 to 2160 and encodes 668 amino acids.
UGAGGUUACUUUCAGAAUGAUGACGUAUCACGACGUUGCAUGAUUCCAGCUGGAAAUUUAUACUUUAGAUUCAAAUAAUCUAGACUGAUUUUGGUUCUGAACAUGAACUAAUUUUUUUUUGUUAACUUAUAUUAUAUUUUAAUCAUUUACAAUAUGUCGGGUCAAUGGGAAAUAGUUGGAAAACCCAAAAAAUCAAACGGAAGUAAGCAAAAAUUAUCAAAGACUGAGAAAAAGAAAUUUAUCGAAAAUGCCCCGAAAAUAGAGGAUAUUUUGCCAUUAGCACAAGUCAAAACAUUGUACACGGCUUUAGAUAAAGAAAUUAAACCUAAGGCUGCAGUUAAGGUUGAAAAAAAAGAAGAACCUAAGAAGCCCGCUCCAAAAAAGAAUGAUAAAUUAAAAGAUACUACCCCAAAGCCACAGAAGCAUAAAUCAAUUGAAAGUGCUCUAAAUUCAAUUGAUGUUGAUCAAAUAAAAUCCAUAAUUAGUGUUUGUCGAACUAGGUUUUCUGAUUCUUCCCUGAUAUGGCUAAAGGAAGUCACUACACACUUAAACAGUAAGCUUAAUGUGGACAUACCAGAUCCAGUUUUUACAAAUCGGCCUUUAGAUUACCCAAUUUCUGCAGUUCCUGACUCUUUACGUAAUACUUUGCAAUCUUUGAUUACUGAUGCUGGUCUUUCCAAUUGCCAACUUUUUUAUGAGCUAUGUUUAACAAAUAUCACCAAUGAAAUGAGCAAAGGUUCUCAUGCAUUAGGAUACAAAUUAAUUGCACAACUUUUAGCUUUCUCUAAUCCAAAAGUUUGUGUAGCUAAUCUCGCAAAGUUUGCUAUACAAAGGACUUCUUAUCAAAACCGUCCGCCAAUUGGGCAAAGCUUAUUAUGGACGUUAGGGCAAGGUGGAGUUGUAGAUUUAUCAAUUGGGCUGAAAGUGUGGUUAGACAUUAUGGUACCAGUUUUAGAAAUGAAACAUUAUACUAAAUUUGUCCUGGAGUAUUUAACAGCAAUACUUGACAAACACAAGUCUACUACAAAAUCGUUAACAAGUGAUUUAUUUAUCCAAAUAUUUGAUGUUCUCAAUUCACCAAAAAUCAAUUUCUCAAAAGAUCUUACAAAGCUAGUUCAAAAUCAGAAAAUUCUUAUAAAGGAAUUCAUGUUUAAAGAUAGCAAGAAAGCAAAUAAUAUCAACAGUAAUUUAUUUACAAGUCUUCUGAAUCGUAUGGAUCCUAGAUUAUCAGAUGAAGCUAAAAGAGAAAAUGCAGAUAGUUUAGUGAAGUGUUUUAUACUCGAACCAAGUUGUUAUGAUUUUUUCAAAGAAUGUUAUUCGAAAAACUUAGUACAAAGUGCAUAUUUAUUAGAGUACAUUAAUAAAAAUUGGAAUCAAUAUAAUAAAUCAUUGGGACAGAGUAAAAAGUUUGUUAACAUGUUAAAAUUAGUAGAAGCAACAAAUAAAGAACUUGCUUCCACUAAAAAGAAGGAAGGGUUGCAGCAGAGUAUAAGAGCAUGUGAGGCUUUAUUAGAAAAAAUGUCUAAAAAGAAGGGGUCAUCACUUGCUUGGAAAAUCACAAAGGUUUUCUUAUUAGUAUUUUUGAUGGCAGGAUUGGUUGUGGCUUAUGAUAUUUCAACAUAUAAGUCCUUUGAAACUAGUAUACAUGGUCAAGUUUUAACAAAAACAGGUCUGUUACCAAUAGCAGAAAAAGCUGGUGAUCGAUUUUUAGUUUACUCAGCAAGAGGCUACAAAUGGGCUGAACGUAAUCUUCCUGAAUAUUAUAAUCAGACAGCUGUUAUUGCUCAACCUUAUUUAAAACUAGCAAGUGAUGCACUUAUUAGUGGGCGAAAUGUUGUGGUUGAUCUCUAUGGAAAUGUUAAUGAUUACGUACGAGAGAAAACUCCCGUUGUAGUGAAUGCUAUAAACGAGUAUGCACCUGGUCUUCUGGACACAAUUCAGAAACACUCCGUUAAUACAUGGUCAACAGUUAGUGGUUUCUGUGUGCAAUACAUUGAUGUGGGCCGUGAUUAUUUGAAGACUAAAGUAUUUGUUGGACAAUUAUCUCCUGAAAACUUACACAAAGUUACAUUGGAAGCAUUUAAUACAACACAACAAUACGCAUCACAGUAUUAUAGCUGGCUAUAUGAAAAAGUUGAUGCAUACUCAAAACUGAAAUAAUAAGAGCAUGUGUGCAGAAUACUGCAUUGGGU